Dama dama (fallow deer) is the source of this 7025-nucleotide messenger RNA. It is a transcript of the gene KLRG2, whose product is annotated as killer cell lectin like receptor G2. The transcript has 5 exons. The coding region runs from base 62 to 1336 and encodes 424 amino acids. Lineage: Eukaryota; Metazoa; Chordata; Mammalia; Artiodactyla; Cervidae. The record is from RefSeq and is a predicted model, not a curated record.
GCUAACUCCCUACCUGGCCCAGGUGCGUCCCGCUCGGCAUCUCUGCUGCUCUGCACACAGGAUGGAGGGGGACCGGGAGGCGCGGGGGGCGUCGAGGGAAAACCGAGCUGGGGCCGAGUUCGAAAUGGAGUCCUUGGGAAGCCAGGUCCCGGAGCUGGAGCAGCCGCAGGUCCCCGCGGAGAAAAGACGCCUUGAGAGUCCCGAGAACAGCUUGAGUCUGGCCCCCGCCAAAGAGGCGGCGGGCGCGGGCCAGGACCUGUCGGGCGGGAAGAUGCUGCCCUCGCCUCGCCCAGCGCCUCUGCGAUUGCUGCCACCCAGCCUGGGCUAUGGCGCCUUCCGCCGCCAGGCGUCGACGGGCCCGGAGCCGCCGUCUCCGGGCCCCGCCGCGGCCGAGCAGCCCCGGGACGGCGAGGCGCCGGAGGCCGAGCUGAUACCCAAGGCCGCUCCGGGUGAGCCAACUCCGGGCACCUGGACCCCGGUGGAACUUCAGGUGGACGUGCGCGUGAAGUCCGUGGGCUCGGCCGGCGGCAGCCGCGCGCCCUCGCCGGUGCCCUCCACGCGCUUCCUCACGGUCCCGGUGCCCGAGUCCCCGGGCUUCUCCCGCCACACCUCCCCCGCGCACACGCUCCUGCGGCGGACCCCGUCCCCGGGAGGCACGAGGGGCCGCGGCACGCCGCCCGCCGCCUCCGGGACUGAGCGCGGCCUCGACGCCGAGGGCUGCGCCAGUUCCACGGAGGGGGGCGCAGAGUCCCCGGGUUCCCCCACGUGCCGGUGCCGCUGCCGCUGCCGGGAGGACGCCGUGCUCCUGCCCCACGCCGAGCUGUACGGCGACAAGAAGAUGUCCCGGAUCAUAAAGCGCGUAGGGCUGCCCAUGUACAUGAGGUCCCUGCGCUGGGCCCUGGCAGUCAUGGCCGUGCUCCUGGCAGUGUUGGCGGUGGCCGUUGUGGCCCUGGCCUCGAAAACAGGGACCAGAUGCCGACCGUGCCCCCCGGGCUGGAUGUGGUCCGAGGGGCAGUGCUACUACCUCGCAGCCGAAGCCGAGGCCUGGGAGACCAGCCAGGCUUUCUGCUCAGCCCACCACGCUACCCUCCCCCUGCUGAGACACACCCAGGAUUUCCUGAGCAGACACCCGGUCACCAAGUACUCCUGGGUGGGAGCCCGACGAGGCCCCCAGGGCUGGCACUGGAUCGACGGGACCCCCCUGCCACCCCAGCUGCUCCCAGAGGAAGACCAGGACCAGCCGGAUCUCGAGUGCGGGCGCCUGGAGGGAGGCAAGCUGGUGGCUUCGGACUGUGCCUCCCCCAGACCCUGGGUCUGUGCCAAGGGGACCAAGUGAAUUGGGCUUCCGCCUGCCCUGAGUCUGCUGGGGGCAUGCGGCCCCUGGGGAGGCCAGGUUGAGAGCUGGGGCAGCCACCUCCCUGGACCCGGGUGCCCAGGUCUCCCCGCUCGGUGCUCGAUGGUCCUGCCUCAGCGAACCAGGGAGCGGGUCCCAGGACAGGAAGCUGGGGUCUGCGGGAGAGAAGAGCUGCGGCUGCCCCAAGGCUGAGCCCCCCACUGGAUCUCCAGCUGCUGAAGUGCAUUUGCUGUGACCCUGUGUGUUUUUUUUUUUUUUUUUAAAGAAUUCUAAGCCUGUUUCUCCCUUGUUAAACCAGCCAUUCCCCAUUCCCUCACGUAUCUGCUGCCUCACAGGUGCAUGCCCUUUCAGAGAACAGAGGACUCACAGGUGAUCCCAGCCUGGGUUCUCCUCGAGCCCAUGGAGGGAGGCUCCUAUUUCAUGCCUGGGAUUUGGCAGCAAUGACGUCAUUGCUAUAAAGACCCUUUCCAGGCGGUCAGAUGCAUCCACGGAGUGUGGAGGAUGGGGCAGGAGAAGGGGCCGCCCCGGAGGAGAGAGGAAGCAGGUCCGGUCCCUGCCCCGGGAGCCGGGGGAGAGUAAGGUUCUUUGUGCAGACCGUCAUCGGAGGGGUUGCUGGCGGGGUAUCCACCUAGCUGAUGCCAGAGGCUGAGAGGACGUGGCGAGGACAGAGCCAUCCAGGCAGGGGGAAUCAAGGGAGCACCCCCUCUUGGUUGGUGAAGCCGCUGCAAAGCUUGGGUCUGAGAAAAAGGAAUCAGAAAUGUGGGGAGGCGUGAGGUAGCCCUGCCUCUCACAGCUGUGGGGACACAGCCUGGAGAUGCCCCCCAGUUGAGGUUCAGUGAGGGGUCUUCAGGUUGAAGGGCAUGGCAGCAAAGUGGGGGGAAGGGAGAGAGACAGUGUGUGUGUGUGUGCACGAGCAUGCACACAGGCUCACUCAGUUGUGUCUGACUCUCUGCAGCCCCAUGGACUAUAGCCCACCAGGCUCCUCUGUCCACAGGAUUCUCCAGGCAAGAAAACUGGAGUGAGAGGGGCCAUUUCCUCCUCCGGGGGAUCUUCCCAACCCAGGGAUCGAACCCACGUCUCUUGCACCUCCUGCGUUGGUAGGUGGAUUCUAUACCACUAGCACCCCCGGGAGGCCCUUCCGGGCUAGAGAGGCUUCUCCGAAGGAAAGAAACUACCUGCUCUUGCUUAUGGUGCCAAUCAGGCGCAAACCAACCUUCCUCUUUAAAGGCAGACCCGGCGCCCAAACUCCUCAGAGAAAGCUCGAGUUACACUAAGAGCUUGUACAGAGUGUGUGGCUGCCUGGGAGAAAGGGGUGGAGAGCCUUGAGAACACACCCGACGAGCAAUAAAAAUCUUAGAAACACGCUGGUGUUUCUCAUGACUUCCUUCCAACUACAAAUUAGCCCAGAGCUUGAUGAUGUGUCCCGGUUUAACUCUCUUCAGAGCCCUUCUCGGGGAACGUUCUGGUGUUGGCAGGCUGGUUUCACGUCAGUUUCAGGGUCACCACCGGCUUGGGGCCUCUGGGCUCAAUGACACUUAGGCUCACCUGCGGUGCUUCAAGGACCCAGGUGCCCAGGGUGGGUGGUGUGAGGCUGCGGCGUAGAAACCUGAGAGUUUCUCUGCUUCAGUGGGUAAGGAAGGAGAGUAGACGAGUGAAGUUUGAUCUACCAAAGGAGGAAGCUCCUAGUUACUGUCCAAAGUUGGCAAACCAAGGAAUAGCAGUGUACACUUAUUAUUUAGAAUUAUGGAGACAAGUACUAGAAGAAAUGGGCUUCCCUGGUGGCUCAGCUGGUAAAGAAUCUGCCUGCAAUGCGGGAGACCUGGGUUCAAUCCUGGGGUUGGGAAAAUCCCCUGGAGAAGGGAAAGGCUACCUACUCCAGUAUUCUGGCCUGGAGAAUUCCAUGGACUGUAUAGUCCAAUGAGGUCACAGAGUCCGAUACAACUGAGCGACUUUCACUUCACUAGAUUGAAGUGGCAAAAAUCAUUUCAGAUGGCCACCUUAAAACUAUUUGAUGGUGACAGGAGUCAUGAGAGUACUUGUCUUGAGGCAAGGCAGUAUUAAUUUGGCAGAGGUGCCAGUGAGUAUUUGAGGAUGCUGGAAUGGUCUGGAUCUUGAUGUGGGUGAGGUUAGGUGGAUACACGUGUAAAAAUUCAUCAAGCUGUACACUUAAGGUUAAAAAGCUGUUCUAAGGAACAGGAGUGAGAUUACAAGGGGACUGAUGUUUGUUCUUUUUUGUAAAUAUACAUCCUUUAGUCCUAUUAACAUAAAAUCAUAUUAAAAAAAAAAAAUACCAUAUUUGGGACUUCCCUGGAAGUCUAGGAGUUAAGACUCCCAGCUUCCCCUUCGAGGGCUCAAGUUCGAUCUCUGGUUAGAGAACUAAGAUCCCUCUUGCUGUACCAUGCAGCCAAGAAAUAAAAAAAAUUAACUAAAAAUCCUGUAUUUGGGUACUACUUCGAUAAAAAGAGAAAUUGAAAUGUUUAAAAGGUCCAAAAGAUUCUGAUGUGCAGCCUGGCUUUAGAACUACUAGUUUUAGAAAGGGUUCCUGUGACUGUAAUGCCUGUUCUUACAACCUGUAAUUAUUUCUUACAUCAAGAUGUGUUUUCACAAGUUUCAGCCUCACCUCACCUUCAGAGCAUGUAUUUCCCUUUCUACUAAAUGGAGGCUGGGAAAGUUACACAGCAGGUUGGUCUGCAUGGAAUUCCUCUUGAGUAAUUUUUCUAGGCUCUUUUCCCACCGGGCUCUGCCAACUGCUGCUGUUUGAAAUCCACACUACUAAUGCUGCUACCAGCACCUACUUGUUUCUUGGAGCUUUGGAGAACAGCCUCUGAUACAGGCUGGCCCAGCAGGUCACAGCAGCUUCUGAGCUGUGGACACCUCGCUUGUGGACGUCACCUGUGUGCAGCACACACAACUCAUCCUGAGAUGGGCAGUGGGUAGGUACCGACCCCCAAGUCAGGUUUUUACCAGCUUUCCUGGUGAGACACUGUCCAAAAGAGUCUAUAUUGUCACCAGGAAAAGUGUAUUUUGUCAACUUCAUUGAGGUGUAAUUUGCAAAGAAAAUGCCCUCAUCUCAAGAGUACCUUUUGGGACCACCCUGGGUGGUCCAGUGGUUAAGAAGCCACUGCAGGGAGCAUGGGCUUGAUCCCCGGUCAAGGAACUAAGAUCCCGCAGGCCUCACAGUGCAGCCAAAAAUAAAAAAUCAAGAGGGUACCUUCUGAAGACAGUAGGCACUGCCAGUAAAGACAUGGAGUAUUUCCAACAUUCCAGGAAGUUCCCUCCUGUCUGUCUGUGGUCUGUGCUCUCUCUUUCCUGACCUCCAGCCCCAGGUGAAUUGAAGUUUAGCUUGUUUUGGGAUUUCACAUAACAGAACUGGACAUUAUGUACUCUUUGUGUCUGCUUCUUUAGCAAUAGCACAAGGUUUUAAAGACAUGUUCAGGUUGCCACAUUUACUGAUAGUAGUUCCUUUCUGUGUAGGGAUAAGUCACAAUCUGUUUAUCAUCUCUCUAGUUGGUUAUCUCCAGGUUACGGCCAUUAUGAAUACAAUGCUAUGAACAUUCAAAUGUAAGUCUGCGUGUGGAAGCAGGCUGUCAGUUGUCUUGAGUAUCUAGGAACAGGGUUACUGGCUUGUAUGGUAUGGGUGUGUGUUCAGGCAAAGCAAUCACUGGGGAUACUGGGCUUCUCCCUAUAAGCUCCAACCCCCUACGGCCACCGUGGGGCAGCCAUGUGGUUUGGCAGUGACCCCAGUUUGAGGUGAGGGUGAGCAGUGAUAACCUGGGAGGUACCUGAUACAUCUAAGCCUAUCGUACGCCGUGCAGUCCCAGCCCCCUGGCCAAUGUUUGGUUCAGGAGCCCAGACCUAAGGCAAUUAGGAGUGUCACUAACUCUGUCCACUUUGCUUGGUUUCCAAGUGGGAACUUGACUCAACUGGGCCACAGACCUAAGCAAAGAUGGCCUUGCUCUUUACAGACACAGGACGUAGUGGUUUUGAAACCAUACGUGAUGACUGAUCAAAUCCAUUUCACCUGUCUCCACUAAAAAGGUUGUUUUAACACCUGGGUAUCCUCCCAAGCAGCAGGUAGCCUGAACAGUGUCUGCCUGGGUUAUUUUCUAGGACCCUGAAGCCUCAGCUAAGCCAGUUAAGGCUGGAUGGAACCACCCACCCUCCACCUCCUCCAGUGUGAGUGGGUGCCCGCUCUCACGACCUCCUCGUAGCUUAGUUACACCUGCUCAGGAUUCCUGCACCUCUUUCCAGUCUCCUCUCCCCAUCCCUCAGCAGCUCUGCAUCUGUCAUCCUGUACAUACUCUGAGCCCCUCCCUUUCUGGAAGGCAGAUUCGAGAUCUGAGAUCUGUUUUCCCAUCUCCUCUCUUGGCUGGAAUAAACCCACUCUUUGUCCCCAAACCCGGCAUCUCAGCGUUUGGCGCUCCGUGCGAUGCGGCAGGACAGAACUGACUGGGUAACACGUUUGCGGAGCCAGGUGGGGCGGGGGGGAGCAGGUGGACCUUAUGCUUGUUGGCCCUUGGCUGGUACUGAGAGCCCGCGGACAGGUCCAAGCAGCUGCCUGGUCCGUUUGUUCCAGGACCUCCCCCAAAUCUCCCUGCCAGGUGCCACCGACAUUUCAUUUCUCAGCAGCUGGUUUGGAAGAUGUCUUGUGGGUGAGUAACUGCGUUAAAGAAAUCUAGCAGUGCUUAAACCGUUUGAUAAUCCUGACCAGGUCAUAGGCUGGGGGGCCCGUCUAACUGGAGGGAUUCUGGCAGACAAUACAAAAGGUCACAGCUGCUGAGGUGCCCUGUACCUGGGUUGGAGGCCAGGGGUUUUUGGUUGCUGAUAUUGUUUGUUUGGGUCUUACUUGUCUCUGUCCAUCUUCAUCUGAUUGUUUCAGUUGUUCAGAAUCACCUGUUGCGGGGACUUCCCUGAUGGUUCAGUGGUAAAGAAUCCGCCUGCCAAUGCAGGGGACAGGGGUUCAAGCCCUGGCCUGGGAGGAUCCCACAUGCCAUGGGGCAACUAAGCCCGAGCACCCCAGAGCCUGCACUCCACAACUGGAGAAGUCACCGCAAUGAGAAGCCCGUGCACCACAACAUACAGUAGCUCCUGCUCUCUGCAACUAGAGAAAGCCCAUGCAUGCAUCAAUGAAGACCCAGCCCAGCCAAAAAUAAGUAAAUAAUUAAAUAAAAGAAUUGAUACUUGGGGACUGAGCUUGGUAAUGGCAGCAAGGACCCUUAGAAAAACUUCAUUAUUGGGACCAUAUGGAAGCAAAGCCCCUUCAAAACGGGAAGUACUGUUCCCCCUGGCAGCCCUCUAGGCUGCAUUUUCCAAAAUUGGGAGACUUUCAGUUAUGAAUCCAUGGAAAAGAAAGUGAUGGUACUUUUUGGUAACACAGUAUGACCACAACAUCCUGUAGACUCCCGAGCAAAAUGGCCUGUAAAUGGAUCCUGCAUUUACCAUGUCCCUCUGCAACUGGAUUUACUUUGUAAAUAGGAAGAAAAAUGGGAUGAAGUACCAUAGGUACAGUGAUUGUAUCAGAAUAAACCUGUGCAAAGAUGUCAGGCUAUGGUCCAACAGGAAGGAAGGCAGAGAAACCUGUUUUGCCUAGUCCUAAUGAAAAGGGGGAUUUGCUGUCAACCCUAUGCGAGGCAGCUGCUUCUCUUUUCACUGUCUGAGCGCAGCCUCAGGC